Messenger RNA from Labrus bergylta (ballan wrasse), 3136 nucleotides. Its product is annotated as epithelial cell-transforming sequence 2 oncogene-like. Gene Ontology annotation, molecular function: protein binding; guanyl-nucleotide exchange factor activity. The record is from RefSeq and is a predicted model, not a curated record. Lineage: Eukaryota; Metazoa; Chordata; Actinopteri; Labriformes; Labridae.
AUGGAGUCGAGCCUGAAGUCAACCCCUCACUCGGUGAAGCAGUGGCAGCUUGGUGGGACAGACUAUGAGCCGCAGCAGGUCCACAGGCAGCGGUCUGAAACCUGCUUUAGCACCUGGACCCCCCUGAACAACAGGACCAGCAACAUCCAGUUAUUUGAGGAGAGGAGGAACCUUUUGUUGCAUUGGUUUGAUCUGUGGACUGACAGACAGAGGAAACAGCUGUUGUACUCUCUGCUAACACGCUGCUCAAAGACACAGCUCAAGUAUUGUCGGGAUUUGCUGAUUGAGACUGUUCCUGUGACUCAAGUGGACUUCACAGCGGUGCUGCCACGCUUUCUGUCCCUGUAUGUGAUGUCAUUUCUGUCCCCUCGUGACCUCUGCUCUGCCGCACAAGUCAGCUGGCAGUGGCGGGUCCUUGCUGAACAGGAUUGUCUCUGGGCCGACCGCUGCAUCAAGAGAGGCUGGUUUCUCCCCUACACACCUGCAGAAAAAGAAUUUGGAGCAUGGAAGACUCACUACAUUUCCUGCGUCUCCACUCUGGACUGGCUUACUCCUCGGGAAGCAGCUGAGCAGUACGGGACCCUGAACCAACAAAGCACAGAGGAGGCUGAAGAGAGAAGGAAGGAGAGGAGAAUCAGACAGAUGAUCAGAGGCAAACUGCAAGAGGAGAAAAGAGAAUCUAUAAGAACCAGGAGAGUGUGGGGCAGCAACGCAAACCCUGAAGGAGCCAGAGGUGGAAGAACCCAAACAGGGAGGUCCAGCCCUGGUAUGACAUCCAGGUCCUGGCCCUCCCUUUCAUGGCCUCAAACUCUUGUUGGGUCUCCCAGUCUUAGCCUCGAAGGUGGACGACAUGUAUCUGCAUCUCAAAGCUUGGAGAGAGUCCAGGCCUCCAAUCCUAGCAGUGAGAGAGUGAACACAGCAAAUGGAGCGCUGUCCUCCUUCACUUGUAAACCUGCAGUGCUACAAGCAGCCACUCCAAUCCAUCGUCCUGCUCCCCCUCUCUUGCUGCUGAUGUCCAACCGAAUUCCAGCCUAUGAGCUGCUGCUGAGCGGCGUGAAGGCUGGAGUGAUCGUUGUUCUGUACGACCAUAGAGGGACUCUCUCAGCGCUGUUAACCCAGGCCGAGAGGGCCAUUUCUGGAAAGAGAGUUCAGAGGCUGGGACUACUCGCUCCUGGAGGAACGGAGGAAAUCCAUCUGCUUGAAGGUUGUAGCCUGUCACAGGCGACUCUUCUGACCCCUGACCACAGAGAAUUCUGGGAAAAGCUGUCUGGCUGGGUUGCAUUAACAGAUGAAGGAGGAGGGAUUGAUAUCUUCUCUCCACUGGCUGCAUCUGCGUCAGGUUUGGCUCUCAUGCAGGCUCUGUCUACACUGACGGGACUGGAGGUUCAGGCACCUAUGGGUCUUGCCACUGGAAAUUUCCAGAACAUCCUCAGUGAGUGGUCUGACAGCAGUGUGUGCACCAGAUUCUCCAAGGAGCAGCCAGCCGGCCCCGCUCUGCUCUAUGUGUGUGAGAGCGUCCUGCAGGGCUGGUGCAGACAGGCUCAGUGGAUGGAGGAGGCUCUGGGGGAGCUGAGGGGCCGCCUGGGGCCACAGCUACAGCGGGCCAGCCUGCAGGCCAGGGGCCGCGCUCUGGGUCAUUUUCUGUGGGAGGAGAUCUGCCUGGAGGAUCUGUGUGUGUCCAAAGAGCUGAAGGUGGCUCUGACUGAGGGGCUCGUUGCUCUCACAAGACAAGAAGAGACCAAACCUGUGGAGUUUCUUGUCCUCUUCUUGACAAGAUGGAGUGAGGAGAAGGAGAGAGAAGAGCGUAGUGGAGAGAGAAAGUGGAGCUCACAGAGAGGCCUCAGCUCAAUGUCUGAGCUACAAGAGAUGGCAUUAGACUGGAGAGGUACAGUUGCCAGAGAGUUGCACCACAGCGAGUGUGUUUAUCUGGGGAGACUGGGCGCAGUGCUGAAGGUCUACAAGGAGCCUCUGACAGCAGCUCUCAACUCCAACAGAGCCAUUCUCAGCUUCACCGACAUCCACAUCGUCCUCAGCCCAGUCACACACAUACUGGAGCUCAGCAAGGAGUUUCAGAUGGAUUUAGGAGCCAGGCUGCAGCAGUGGGGUGCAGAGCAGUGUGUAGGAGACGUGUUGGUCAAAUUGUGCUCAAAACUGAAAGUCUACACCAACUACCUCAACAACUACACCACUGCCCUCUGCACGAUCGACAAGUGCAGGGAGACAAAGCCUCCAUUCAGGGCUUUCCUGAAGAGAGCAGACAGAACGCUUGCGGCACACAUGCUGAGCCUGCAGGAGCUGCUGAUGUGUCCUGUGUGGAGAAUCCAGGAGUACGUGACUCUACUUCAGGCUCUGUCCGUACACACACCGCCUGGGCAUCCUGACCACAAACACCUCUCCUCCGCCCUCAACUCCAUGUUACGAUUCAGGGAAUUUAUACAGAAGUUGAAGCGUAACUCAGAGAGAAACAAGCUGAUGGAAGAAACGCAGCAGACGAUCCAGGGCUGCCCGAACCUCAAUGAAGGAAACAGGCAGCUGAUAACGACCCAGGACGCUGCUUUGCUCAGGAGUCCUGGUGAACAGAUUCCAGACUCUCUCAGGACCUACGAGCAUGUCUCUGAUGUGGGCCUCUUCCUCUUUAAUGAUGCAUUGGUGUUGACGCGAAGAAACGUUCAUCACACACCGUUCUCGCUGGCUCACCAGAGCACACACACUUUCCUGGCCUCAGUGGCUCUGUGCAGCCUGCGAGUCAGAGAGAUCACACACACACGUUAUGUGAGUCAUGCCUUUGUCCUGGAGGGUCCCUGUCGUUCGUGGGUUUGUGCCUCAGGAAGAGAAGAAGAGAGAGAGCACUUUAUGUCUGUGCUGCGUUCAUCCAUAAAGUCAGCUCUGAAAGGACAUCAGUGACACCAUCAUGACGACAUCGCCCGCAGGACAAGACAAGGUUUUGUCACCCCUGGAAACAAACUUGUUACAUAUAUAUAUUUUUCUUUUUUUUCUUAAACAUGGGAAAUCUCAGAAGGCGAGUAAUGGCUCCUGUUCCAUUCGAGCUCAGUUUAAACGGAGCUUUGAGUUUCUCACUUCAGUGAUUCUGGACACAAUCCUUUGAUUCACAAUGACUACUUUGCAACUCAACAUU